This is a messenger RNA of Puccinia triticina, 168 nucleotides long. RefSeq lists its product as uncharacterized. Bases 1 to 168 code for a protein of 55 amino acids. The transcript has 2 exons. NCBI's taxonomy places the organism in Eukaryota, Fungi, Basidiomycota, Pucciniomycetes, Pucciniales, Pucciniaceae. The record is from RefSeq and is a predicted model, not a curated record.
AUGCUUGAAGAUCCGCAACUCGUCAUCCUUGUUCGCUCCCUUGCGCCACCGCCCCUUGCUCCUGAUAGUCAGAUCCUGCAAGAGCAGCUCCAAGUUGGGAGUGAAUCAAAAAGGAACUACUUUGGGGUAGAGAUUUUGUGCUUCACAUUUAUCCUGUCUAUUUGUUGA